AUAAAUCAACUCCUCCAAAUUCCAAAGACUGAGAUUCUAAUAGUAUCAAAGGUCCAUCUGACAGAGAAAAGAUAUGAUGAGCUAGAGAACCUUUUUGUCUAUAGAAUAAAAAUAAACUUUACUGGAGAUCCAGAAAAUUCAACUGGAAAAGUGGAUGUCACAAUAGUACUCAACAAGCAGCCCACCCUUUGGUACCAUAUUCAGACAAAAGUCAUAGUUCUAGAAUGA
This is a messenger RNA of Guyanagaster necrorhizus, 228 nucleotides long. RefSeq lists its product as uncharacterized. The transcript has a single exon. The record is from RefSeq and is a predicted model, not a curated record. The annotation marks the transcript as partial. Lineage: Eukaryota; Fungi; Basidiomycota; Agaricomycetes; Agaricales; Physalacriaceae.